Telopea speciosissima is the source of this 1187-nucleotide messenger RNA. RefSeq names its product protein FLX-like 4. NCBI's taxonomy places the organism in Eukaryota, Viridiplantae, Streptophyta, Magnoliopsida, Proteales, Proteaceae. The record is from RefSeq and is a predicted model, not a curated record. The transcript is spliced from 4 exons. The coding region runs from base 48 to 1055 and encodes 335 amino acids.
AAAAUCAGUCAUUUCGUUCCUUCAAGGUUUGAGAUAUUGUGUUACACAUGGCUGCAAGAGGACAUAUACCAUCAUCCUUUGAGGGACGUGCUAUCCAAGCCCCAGGGAUGAUGCGUCAUGGUCCAUUUCCUGGGUUGGGCCCUGCUGCUGGCCAACGCCUUCUAGAGCCACAUCCUCCUGCAGAACUACUGGAGAACAAGGUAGCCAUUCAGGCAGCGGAGAUGGACCAGCUUGCGAGGGAUAAUCAAAGAUUGGCAGUUAGUCAUGUGGGCUUGAAGGAGGAAAUUGUUGCUGCUCAACAGGAGAUGCAGAAGCUGCAGGCACACAUUGGAAGCAUCCAAACAGAAAGUGAUAUUCAGAUUAGAGUCCUGUUGGAUAAGAUUUCAAAAAUGGAGGCAGAAGUUCGAGCCAGUGAGAGUUUAAAAACAGAUUUGCAACAGGCACAUUUGGAGGCACAAAGUCUAAUAGCAGCUAGAAAAGAGCUGAAUGCCCAGAUUCAGCAUGCAACUCAGGAAUUACAGAAAAACCUCUCUGAGGUUAAGGAACUACCAGAGAUGGAGGCUGAGCUUGAUGGUUUGAGGGAAGAACACCAGAGGCUGCGUGCCACUUUUCAAUAUGAGAAGGGCUUGAACAUUGAGCAAGUGGAGCAAAUGAAAGCAAUGGAGAAAAAUCUGAUAUCUGUGGCAAGAGAAGUGGAGAAGCUCCGAGCCGAGGUUUUAAAUGUAGAGAACAGAGCACGUGCUCCAAAUCCAUACGGGGGAGCGUAUGGAAUUCAAGAUCCAUCACAUCUGCACACUUUUCAAGGUGAUAGUCUCUAUAUGGAUGGUUAUGGAAGACAUCAGGUUCAGAUGGGUGGGAGAGCAGAUGGAACACAUAUUUAUGGCAGUAAUGGUAGUGGUAGUGGUGGUGGUGGUGUUACUUCUGUUGGUGGUACAAACGUUGGUUCUGCUGUUGCUGGUGGUGGUGCAGGUACUCCAGCUAGCAAUGGUGGCAAUGGUAAUCGGGGAGGAUCAUAUGAUGCUAUGAGAGGAGCCCCCUCAGGGUCACAAAGGUAAAAAUAUAAAGGAACCUUCAUUGGGAGGCUGUUCAUAAAUUACUUCAGUUUAACCAACGCUUGUAGGGUUCAAUUGGUUCGAGUGGUCAGAAUGCCUUGUUUUGUUUAAAUUAUAAUUGAAAUAGAAAAUUUU